AAAUAGAAAGGUCACAUGAUGACGAGAAAAAUGGCAGCCUCCAUAAUGGAGCAUGGAGAAGAUGCUUUUAGAAAACUGUUUAAGUUUUACAAGAGGAGAAAUCCUCCUCCAGACUUCAGUGAGGUCAUUAAUUUCUCCAAACCUUGUAAUGACAAGGUUUUUACCUGUAAACUUAACUCCACUCCUAUAAGUGAGGAAGAUGUUUCUAAAGCUGGUCUUCGGCCGGUUACAGACUGGAAAGCUUUUGGUUUGCAUGGAUAUCCAGGGUUUAUCUUUAUAUCCAACCCAUUCCUGCCGGGUUUUCAGCAGUACUGGGUGAAGCAGUGUUUGAAGAUCUAUCCACAGAAGCCCAACGUUUGUAACCUGGAUAUGCAUAUGUCAUCUGUGGAGACUGAAAACAUCUGGGAAAGAAGCAUAGAUCUUAUUCGGAGGAAAGGCUGUGGAAAAAGAGAGGCCAAAAGUCUGCUAGAAAAACUGCGCUGGGUGACUCUUGGUUACCACUAUGAUUGGAACUCCAAGACGUACUCCCCAGAUCACUACACUCCCUUCCCCAAGGAACUUCACUCGCUUUCUAACAGAGUGGCGGCAGCCUGUGGCUUUCCUGGAUUUAACGCAGAGGCGGGUAUUCUCAACUACUAUCGAUCUGAUUCGUCGCUUGGAAUCCACGUUGACGAAUCAGAGCUCGACCAUACCCGACCAUUGUUGUCUUUCAGUUUUGGGCAGACUUCCGUUUUCUUGUUGGGCGGGACUAAGAGAGAAGACCGUCCCACAGCCAUGUUCAUGCACAGCGGAGACAUAAUGGUGAUGUCAGGACCCAGUCGCCUACUCUAUCACGCAGUACCCUGCAUUGUCCCCUCCCCUGCUGGAAAUGUCCUGCCACCCUGCCUGGGCCCGAGACCAGAGGCAGAGGCGCAGGAUGAUGACAUCAUCCAAAGCGUGUCAGAGGAGGAUUGGGAGGUUUGCACCUGGUACCUUCAGACGUCUCGGGUAAAUAUGACCAUCCGACAAGUACUCGGUUCCGGUCUGGACUUCCCGAGUGCACAGACGUCACAUUUAUCAAGCUGUGAGAAAUCAGAGGAAGAAACUCAAAAAAAUAAGAAGAGAAAAAGCGAAUCAGGCUAUGAGCGUGACACUUAACGUAUCUGUUUUGGAUUAGAUCGAUGUUUUAUUUAUUUAAAAUGCACCUGGUAUUAAAAAUUGUACAUAUGACUGCAAAUAAAUGCAUUAUUGUGAUCUCUUCCCAA
Pimephales promelas (fathead minnow) is the source of this 1244-nucleotide messenger RNA. It is a transcript of the gene alkbh1, whose product is annotated as alkB homolog 1, histone H2A dioxygenase. The record is from RefSeq and is a predicted model, not a curated record. Lineage: Eukaryota; Metazoa; Chordata; Actinopteri; Cypriniformes; Leuciscidae. Gene Ontology annotation, molecular function: oxidative RNA demethylase activity; broad specificity oxidative DNA demethylase activity; ferrous iron binding. Gene Ontology annotation, biological process: oxidative RNA demethylation. Gene Ontology annotation, cellular component: nucleus; cytoplasm.